Ilex paraguariensis (yerba mate) is the source of this 1550-nucleotide messenger RNA. NCBI's taxonomy places the organism in Eukaryota, Viridiplantae, Streptophyta, Magnoliopsida, Aquifoliales, Aquifoliaceae. The record is from the annotation of a GenBank genome assembly.
GCAGCUAAUUUGUGGACGAGCGCUUCAAAUUAUCCUCAUUUGUUUGAUUGCUGAGGAAAUUUCUGAUUUUGUUCGAAAAUCAAAUGGGGAAGAACGAUUUUCUAACUCCAAAGGCAAUUGCGAACCGAAUCAAAGCAAAGGGUCUGCAGAAGCUCCGAUGGUACUGCCAGAUGUGCCAGAAACAAUGCCGAGACGAGAAUGGAUUCAAGUGUCACUGCAUGAGCGAGUCCCACCAGCGCCAAAUGGAGGUCUUCGGCCAAAACCCUAACCGAAUCGUUGAUGGAUACUCCGAGGAGUUUGAAAACGAAUUUUUGGAGCACAUGAAACGGAGCCACCGAUUCAGCCGUGUGGCCGCCACAGUAGUAUACAAUGAAUAUAUAGCUGACCGGCAUCAUGUUCAUAUGAAUUCCACGCAAUGGGCAACAUUGACUGAGUUUGUGAAGUAUUUGGGGAGGAUGGGGAAGUGUAAAGUUGAUGAGACCCCAAAGGGGUGGUUCAUUACUUACAUAGAUAGAGAUUCAGAGACCCUUUUAAAGGAAAAGUUGAAAAAUAAGAGAAUAAAAGCGGAUCUAGCGGAUGAAGAGAAGCAAGAGAGAGAGAUUAUGAAGCAGAUUGAGCGUGCAGAACAGUUGAUGACAGAGCCUAAUGGGUCUGAUCCGCAGCCUUCAGAGUCACAGCCAAAAUUGUUAAAAUUGGAGAAUGGUCAGAAAGUUUCAUUGAGUCUUGGUUCAUCUUCGAAAGCUGCUGGGAAAGAGAAGCCCGAGAGCUCGAUAUUGGUGUUCAAGGAUGUUGAGGAGGAUAAAAAGAGUGGUAAGGGUAAAAAUAAUGGCAAAUUGGGAAAGACUGGUAACGGUGGUGGGAGAUCGGCAUUGGAUGAAUUGAUGAGAGAGCAGGAGAAGGCGAAAGAGUGGAGUAACAGGAAGGAUUACUGGUUGUGUGAGGGGAUUAUCGUGAAGGUAGUUAGUAAGGCAUUGGCUGAGAAGGGUUACUAUAAGCAAAAGGGUGUUGUCCAAAAGGUGAUUGAUAAGUAUGUUGGGGAAAUUGAGAUGCUUGAGAGUAAGCAUGUGCUGAGAGUCGAUCAAGAAGAGCUUGAAACUGUGAUUCCCCAAAUUGGUGGCCUUGUGAGGAUAGUUAAUGGUGCAUAUCGUGGAUCAAAUGCAAGGUUGCUGGUGGUAGAUACAGAUAAUUUUUGUGCAAAGGUGCAGAUUGAGAAGGGACUAUAUGAUGGGAGAGUUCUUCAGGCUGUUGAAUAUGAAGAUAUAUGCAAAGUUGUUUAGUGAGACAUCCCAAUUGUAGAUUAUGGAACUCUCAGUUUUCAUCUGCGUAUUUAUUUUUAAGUUCGUAGUGUAUAUUGAGCCAUUUCUGAAAUUAACAAUAGUUUGUCUUACAUCACAAACAUUGGCAAUAUGCAGUUCAUGAUAUACCCUUUAUAUAAUGAACCUUUGGUUGUGUAUCCCUUGAGAAGGAUAAAAUAACGUUGGAAAAUGCUAUUUGUCUUGGGAGUUGGGUUUUUACAUGUGGUUUAUAAUCUCCAAAUUGCAAAAUACCAG